This is a messenger RNA of Papilio polytes (common Mormon), 1801 nucleotides long. Its product is annotated as 2-hydroxyacylsphingosine 1-beta-galactosyltransferase-like. NCBI's taxonomy places the organism in Eukaryota, Metazoa, Arthropoda, Insecta, Lepidoptera, Papilionidae. The transcript is spliced from 9 exons. The record is from RefSeq and is a predicted model, not a curated record. Gene Ontology annotation, molecular function: UDP-glycosyltransferase activity. Bases 82 to 1677 code for a protein of 531 amino acids.
CGUUCAUUCAGUGAGUAACAUUGAAGCUGAGUGCACGCAUCAAAUGAGUGCAGUGAUUUUACGAUAAAUGGACUAAGGAUAAUGAAAAAAAUGUUGGUCAAUAGAAUAUCGUUUUUUAUAAGUCUGCUGGUACUAAUAGCAAGCAGUGAUGGACUACGAGUAUUGGUGUUCUUUCCAAUGAUGUCAAAAAGUCACAGUAUUUUGGGACAAGGCGUCGUUAGUCGUUUACUAGAAGCUGGACAUGAGGUGGUUCACGUUACAUCGUAUCCUCGAAGUAAGCCAGAGCCAAGAUUAAAGGAAAUUGACGUCAGUGUUCUCGGAGAAAGGCUUCGUGACCAAAUGAAAAAGAGUGCUUCAGAUAAUCCAUUCGCCUUAAGAAACUUGGUCGGCAAAGGCAAUAUUGGGGAUUCAAUUUUAUUUUUAUACUUCACAUACGACCUUCAUCGACAAGUGCUUGAAGAAAAGAUUGUUGUGGAUUUACUGAGUGAUACCAACGAACAUUUCGAUGCUGUUAUUAUUGAAUGGUUCUUCAAUGAUGUUGCUGCUGGGAUUGCACCUCUCUUUGAAUGUCCACUAAUUUGGUUUGGAUCGACAGAAGCUCAUUGGCAAAUUUUACAAAUAGUGGACGAAAUUCCUAAUCCUGCUUAUAAUGUUGAUAUUUUUUCAAUUAACCGAUCUCCUCUUACAUUUUGGCAGAGGACUAUGGAAUUAUGGAUGAUCCUUAAAAAGUCACUCAUAAUGAACUUAGUUGUGGUUCCAUUCGAAAGGUUAUUAUACAAAAAUGUAUUUCCUCCGAUUGCAUCAAAGAGAGGCGUGGUAGUACCAUCAUACGAUGAAGCUAUUUACAAUGCAUCACUGUUAUUCCUCAACUCACAUCCAUCUAUUGGCACAUCAUUUAGAUUACCACAAAAUGCUAAAUAUGUUGCUGGUUACCAUAUAAACAAAAAAGUGGAUCCUUUACCAAAGGACCUACAAAAGUUAAUGGAUAGUGCAACACACGGCGUAAUUUACUUCAGCAUGGGAUCAAAUUUGCAAAGUGCUGAUAUGUCAGACGCAAUGAAGGACUCUUUGAUCAAAAUGUUUGGCCAACUCAAACAAACAAUCAUAUGGAAGUUCGAACAGGAUUUGCCAAAUGUUCCCUCGAAUGUUCAUCUCGUGAAAUGGGCACCUCAAGCGAGUAUUCUUUCACAUCCCAAUUUAAAAAUGUUCAUAACACACGGUGGACAACUGUCGACAACUGAAGCUAUUCACUUUGGUGUACCAGUCGUGGGUAUUCCUGUAAUGGCUGACCAACAUGUUAACAUGAGAUCUGUCGAAAUCAAAGGUUUUGGAAUUCUAGUCAAGCUCGCUGAAGACAUGGCUCCUAAAGUUAAAAUCGCUAUUGAAAAAGUACUACAAAACCCAUAUUACAAGCAAAGAGCUAAAGAGGUAUCACAGAUAUUCCAUGAUCGGAUUCUUCCUCCGGGUGAAGAAUUAGUCCAUUGGGUGGAAUACGUGGUCCGUACUCGCGGUGCUACGCAUCUCCGUUCGCCAGCACUCGGCGUUCCUUUGUAUCAAAAAUUAUAUCUGGAUUUCCUAAUUGUGCUGAUACCGUUAAUGUAUUUAUUAGUUAAGUGUAUUAAUGUUAUUAGAAGAAAGUAUUCUAGUUAUAAAUCAAAUAAAUUGAAAAAGAAUUAGUUUUAAAAUAAAUGAAAAGUAGUGUUUUCUUGUUGUUAUGUUACUUUUUCUAACCUCCUUACAGUAACCUUAUUUUUUAUAACUAUCCGUCUUAAAUACCAUUUAUUUAAUGCUCUUGUGGUUU